This is a messenger RNA of Anolis sagrei ordinatus, 636 nucleotides long. NCBI's taxonomy places the organism in Eukaryota, Metazoa, Chordata, Lepidosauria, Squamata, Anolidae. The record is from RefSeq and is a predicted model, not a curated record.
AUGGGGGUCCUCCUCGGGGGCAAGAGCGGGUCGCCCUCCAACCUCCUGACAGCCUUCGUCCUGAGCAUUUGCUUCUUCUCGACCGAAGCCUUGUGGAAGCGGACAAACAUCACGGUGGAGCCACCAAAUGUGGUAGACGGAGGAAAGGUCGACCUCAUCCCCAUCACCUACCCUCCGAUCCCAGUGAUCUGCCGCUGGUACCGAGGGGAAAUGUACCCGAAUAACACCGUUUUUACCUUUUACUACUAUCCAACCCCUGGCUCUUGGAAUGGUGUAGCAUUCACCGGGCGAGAGAGGAUGAAGGACAACUGCACCCUUGAGAUCAUAGACUUAAACAUCAAUGACACUGCAAACUAUUCGGUCGUGAUAGAGGGCCCGAGGGAAACCCGGUUCGGCACCGUGGAGCUUGUGAUCCAAGUUCCACCAUCUUUUGAACCUGGACGGGGAUUUUCCAGGUCGACCGUGGCUGGCAUUAUCCUUGGUUGCCUGGGUCUCAUGGUCGUCCUGGGCGUGGCGGUUUUUGCCAUGAAACGCUCUUCUCGCCCAGAAAUUCGGACAAUUGCUCCAGCUGUCACCACAGAAGAAACAGAAGAGGACCCCCGAACAGUGUCCAAGCGUGGUUUCCUUGCUGUCUGA